ACCCGUGCAGAUGCUCCCGCCGUCCCGGGCCUUCAAUCACAUCCACUGGCACCUCCACAACAACACGCACUUCAACCGCAACCCGUCUCUCUUUCGUCGGCGUCAGCACGACCCUUAUCAUCCACAUUUUCGCAACGACUUCCUCCUUUGGCCAUGUCAAUAGGAACAGCGCCGGUGCCUGGCGCUCCUCACUUGCAAAGACCUCCAGGGCUGGGACAGCAACAGUCCAGUACGCGCACGCUCCAGGGCCCGUCCGCGCAGGAUUGGGCCCGCCAUCGAGAUAUCAUCGUCGACCUCUACAGACAGUACCCCCUCAAGAAAGUAAGCGAUAUAAUGAGGAGUCAAUACAACUUCUCGGCAAGGUAUUUUGGCGUCCCUUUAGUCCGUCUUUAU
This is a messenger RNA of Neurospora hispaniola, 393 nucleotides long. RefSeq lists its product as uncharacterized. The record is from RefSeq and is a predicted model, not a curated record. The annotation marks the transcript as partial. The transcript has a single exon. Lineage: Eukaryota; Fungi; Ascomycota; Sordariomycetes; Sordariales; Sordariaceae.